AUGUUAGCAAAAGCUGCUGAUUUAUCAAUAAAUACUCACAGCUUCCCGUCAUUAUCAGAAAUAAAUGAUCAGAAUGCUGUACUACAACUUGAAAGCGAAACUAUUGAUAUGACGAAAAUACCUGAAAUGGAUCAAAGGUUAUGCGAUGAAGCACUUGCCUAUGCACAGUUUAUCGCAGAGAAUUUUCCAGCACCAAAAAGUUUGACAUUAGAAGUGAUGCGUCAACGAAGUGAAAAUGUACAUGCAAAAAUUAAUGAAAAACUAAUUGGUACAUUUAAAGGAACAGAAGAAGAACGAAAAAUAAAAGUUGAUGAGAAUACAGAAAUACCAAUUACAAUUUAUACACCCGCUGAUGUUAAAAAAGAUAUGAUGGUUUUAUAUUUUCAUGGUGGAGGUUGGACACAAUGUAGCCGAAAAACACAUCAAACUAUUGUUAAUAUGCUUGCUGAUGCAACUAAAACGAUAUGGAUUUCAGUUGAAUAUCGUCUUUCACCUGAAUAUAAAUUUCCUAUAUGGCUUGAUGAUGCAUGUGAAGCUACUCGACAGAUUCUUGCCAAUAAAAACGAUUAUGGUGCUGAUGAAACGACAAAGAUUGGCGUUGCAGGUGAUAGUGCGGGCGGAUUGAUUGCUGCUUCAGUGUGCCAUACAGUCAAGGGCCUUGAUUUUCAGAUUCUUGUUUAUGGUGCAUUUGAUUUUGCUGGUAAUACAGAAUCUUAUAAAGAAUUUACUCGUCCAGAACACAUCUUAACGCCUCAAGUGCUUUCAUGGUUUCAAACGAAUGCAUUACGCGAUGAUAAUGAUGCGAAAAAUCCUCGAGCUUCUGUUUUACUAUAUGAAUCAUUUCAAGGUUUACCACCAUGUUUAUUUAUUGUAGCUGAACUUGAUCCAUUACGAGAUGAUAGUUAUGAAUAUCAAAAAAAACUUGAACAAGCUGGUGUCAAAACAAAAUUAGUAUUAGUGAAUAAUAUCAUUCAUUCAUUUUUUAGUCUACCAGGAAUUUAUGAGAAAGCGUGUGGCCAAGCAAUUGAGGCUGUUACAGAAUUUAUGAACUCAUUGUAA
Messenger RNA from Rotaria socialis, 1059 nucleotides. NCBI's taxonomy places the organism in Eukaryota, Metazoa, Rotifera, Eurotatoria, Philodinida, Philodinidae. The record is from the annotation of a GenBank genome assembly.